AUUUAUUAACUUAUUAGUAAAAAUGAAUAUUUCAACGAACGAGAACAAUCCGAAUACCUUAAAACUAAUAAUUGCAGCUAAAUUUGCUCAGCAAGCUGUUACCGUAAAAACGGUACAACCAAAAGCAAGCUUUUUGGGCCGUUUACCUUCCAUUGAAUUUCCAUCUGGAUUAAUAUUAUUUAGUACCAAUGCAGCAAUGCAGCUCAUAAUACCUUUAUCUGAAGAAUUUAAAGUUGUUAAUAAUAAAUGGUUGGAAUGGGAAAUAUCUCAGUUACAGCCAGCUAUAGCACUUUAUGGUAGUACAGGAAUUUACAAGACUUCCCAAAAAUCAUGUUUAUGGUCGUUAUUAAAAGAACUUAAUAAUGCAUUAAAAGACAAGCAGUACUUAAUUAAGGGUAAUAAUGACUUAUCAUUGGCAGAUAUAUGUAUUUGGGUAACUCUAUGGUCUACUAUAAUGGUCACAGAAAUUGGGAAUGAAUUAAAUAAAGAAUAUUUAUCGAUUAAAAAUUGGUUAUCCAAUAUAGAAUUGCUUACAGUUAUUCAGGAUUCUAUCAAAGAAUAUAGUUUUGAAAGAGGCUUAAAAGCAAUUUUAAGUAUACAAGCUGCAUCUUGGUUUCCUGUUAAUGCUACUUUAAAUUCUAAACCUCCUAAACCAGUUGAUCUUAGUCCAACAAAAGAGAAAGAAAUAGAAGCUGUUAGUCAACAAGAAAUACGGAAUAUUUCAAACAAUUGGUCUUCUAAGUCAUAUCCUGAUGUAAAAAAUUUUCCUUAUCCUGUGUUGCCAAAAAAAGGUGAAAAAAAUAUUUUAAUAACAUCAGCAUUACCUUAUGUUAACAAUGUUCCUCAUUUAGGAAACAUUAUUGGUUGUGUUCUUUCUGCCGAUAUUUUUGCCAGAUAUUGUAGACAAAGAAAUUAUAAUACUCUUUUUAUUAGUGGUACUGAUGAAUAUGGUACUGCUACAGAAGCUAAAGCUUUGGAAGAAAAAACAACACCUCAGAAUAUUUGCAAUAAAUUUUUUGAUAUACAUAAUGAUGUCUAUCGAUGGUUUAAUAUAGGAUUCGACUAUUUUGGUCGUACAACUACACCAGAACAAACAGAAAUUGUGCAGUCAUUUUUCUUGAAAAUUAAAUCAGAAGGAUACAUAUUAAGUGAAAGUGUAGAUCAGCUUCUAUGCGAAUCUUGUGAUAGGUUUUUGGCAGAUAGAUUUGUAGAAGGAACUUGUCCAAGGUGCAAAUAUGAAGAUGCACGUGGAGAUCAAUGUGAUGGAUGUGGUCAUUUAGUGAAUGCAACGGAUCUAAUAUCACCGCGAUGUAAAGUAUGUGGUAAUAGGCCUAUUGUUAAAAAGUCACAACAGUUUUUCUUGGAUUUACCUAAGUUAGAAAACAAGUUAAAAGAAUGGUCUUCGAAAGUAGAAAAAGGAUGGUCAAGUGUUGCAAGAGUGGUUGCAAAACCGUGGCUACGUGAUGGACUUAAACCGCGAUGUAUAACGAGAGACUUAAAAUGGGGAAUACCCGUUCCAAUAAAAGGUUUUGAAAAUAAAGUAUUUUAUGUUUGGUUCGACGCUCCUUUUGGUUAUAUCAGUAUUACAAAAAAAUAUACAAAGGAAUACCAACAGUGGUGGAAGCCUAAAGAUAUACAAAUUGAUCUAUAUCAAUUUAUGGCAAAGGACAACGUUCCAUUUCAUGCAAUCAUGUUCCCUGCUUAUUUGUUAGCAGCUAAUGAAGGUUAUACAUUAUUAAAGCAUUUGAUGGCAACAGAAUAUCUCAAUUAUGAAGAUACAAAGUUUUCUAAAUCGAGAGGUAUUGGAGUGUUUGGUACUGAUGCUAGAGAUACAGGUAUACCGGCUGAUGUUUGGCGAUUUUAUCUCGCAUACGUCAGACCCGAAACGCAAGAUUCAAAUUUUAACUGGGUAGAUUUAGCAACUAAAAACAAUAGUGAAUUAUUAAAUAAUUUUGGAAAUUUUGUUAAUAGGGCUUUAGUAUUUGUGGAAAAAUAUUUUGAGUCUAAAAUACCAGCAAUAGAACUUCAAGAAGAUGAUUUAGUAUUACUAGCAUUGGCUCAACGUGAAUUAUCAUCUUAUAUUCAUGCUUUAGAGCAAGCUAAAUUACGCGAUGGUUUGAAGCAUGUUUUAGCGAUUUCGAAACAUGGAAAUCAAUAUAUGCAAUUCCAAGAGCCAUGGGUGAAAAUCAAGGGAAUUGACAGCGAUAAAAGAAGAGCUGGAACGAUCAUCGGUAUUUGUUGUAACUUGGCAUGCCUUUUAUCAUCUUUAUUGGCUCCAUUCAUGCCAUGUACAGCUCGCGAAUUAAGAUCACAAUUAGGAUUGCAAACUAACAAUUAUGGCUAUAUCCCUGAUGAGAUUACAAGCAUACUUCCCACAGGACACAAAAUUGGCAAACCAUCUCCUCUAUUUAAAAAGAUAGAGGAGAAAGAUGUAGAAACAUUAAGAAAGAAAUAUGCUGGUAAACAAGAUACUACAAAUAACGACGAACAUGGUGAUGUCAAGUCUUUAGAUAAUGCAAUCGCAGAACUGGAUACUAAAGUUAAAGAACUAAAGGCCAAGCACGAUAAAAGCGGAUGGCCAUCUAAGCAAGUUCAGAUUUUCGUAGAUUUAAAAAAUAAACUUUCUGACCUUAUAAGUGAAAAAAAUAAAUCUUCCGAAUUAAAAAGUAAAAAUCCUGAGAAUUUUGUACCUGAGCAAAAUGGAGAUAUUUCAAUGGACGUAGCAAGUUUGGAAGCGGCUAUCACUAAACAGGGCAAUCUUGUACGUCAAUUGAAAGCUAAAGAAGAAAAAUCAGUAUGGCAACCUGAAGUAGAAAAAUUAUUGAAACUAAAAAAACAAUUAGCAGAUCUCACUGGAACAACUCCAGCUCCGACUGACAAAAAAUCGAAAAAAAAGAAAUAAACAGAUUAUUAAACAAUAUGUAUACAUUUCACGUUAUUAAAACCUAUAAAGGUUUUAUAUAAUAAAAAA
Frieseomelitta varia is the source of this 2971-nucleotide messenger RNA. It is a transcript of the gene MetRS, whose product is annotated as methionine--tRNA ligase, cytoplasmic. The record is from RefSeq and is a predicted model, not a curated record. Gene Ontology annotation, molecular function: ATP binding; methionine-tRNA ligase activity. The transcript has 16 exons. NCBI's taxonomy places the organism in Eukaryota, Metazoa, Arthropoda, Insecta, Hymenoptera, Apidae. Gene Ontology annotation, biological process: methionyl-tRNA aminoacylation. Gene Ontology annotation, cellular component: cytosol; aminoacyl-tRNA synthetase multienzyme complex. Bases 23 to 2902 code for a protein of 959 amino acids.